AUGGGCUCGAAAGCCUACUCGCAUGAUAGCAUCGUCCUCCAGACGAGCCUAAACCGAAUUCAAAGUCAUUUUCAGCUGCUAGUCAACUUGGAAUCAGGUUCGAGUUUCCCGUUACAAAAAGUUGUUCUUUGGACCAAAGAAAGUUCCUUUCAGUGA
Sclerotinia sclerotiorum 1980 UF-70 is the source of this 156-nucleotide messenger RNA. RefSeq lists its product with no specific name. Lineage: Eukaryota; Fungi; Ascomycota; Leotiomycetes; Helotiales; Sclerotiniaceae. Bases 1 to 156 code for a protein of 51 amino acids. The record is from RefSeq and is a predicted model, not a curated record. The transcript is spliced from 2 exons.